Molecule: messenger RNA, 1624 nt
Organism: Phaedon cochleariae (mustard beetle)
Lineage: Eukaryota; Metazoa; Arthropoda; Insecta; Coleoptera; Chrysomelidae
Source: the annotation of a GenBank genome assembly
AUGGCAGACAGUUUGGAGGAAUUGUAUGAAAAAUACAAUAUCUUGUCAGACGCCAAGGAAAAUAUUUCUAAGCAUGCAGAUGAUUACCUAUUUUGCUUCAAAGCAACAAAAGGCAAUGAAAAAGAGAAGAAGUUGUCCGCCCAGAUAAUUUCCAAGUUUUUCAAACAUUUUCCUAAUUUGCAAGGAUCAGCAAUAAAUGCUAUGAUGGAUCUCUGUGAGGAUGACGAACCUUCGAUUCGGAUCUGUGCUACAAAGGUAUUACCACUGCUAUGUAAAGAUACUAAAGAACAUCUCACCAAAGUUGCAAAUAUUCUGGUACAAUUAUAUCAACUUGAUGAACUUGAAUGCAAUACAGCAAGUAAUUCCUUGAUACAGCUAUUCAAAGAAGACCCAUUGAAAGUAGUUCAGUCAGUUAUCAAUGCUAUUAAUAAUGAUGAUUCUUCUCCUGAAGCAACUUUGGUUCGUGAACGAUGCAUACAAUUUUUGUAUAAGAAACUAAUCAAAAUAGAAGAUAAGUUAACACCAGAUAUACAUGAUUUGUUAUUAGAGGAAGGCAAGAAAAUCGUUCAGGAUUCAACUGCAACUGAAUUUUUGACAGUGAUGCCAUACCUCACGGCCUCAAAAUUAAACAAAACCAUUGUUGGCCAACAAGAGUUAGUGAACUUGAUUGCAGAAAGAGCAGAACUAGAUAAAGAUUUUGACCCUCAUGAUGAAGGGAGUCAGAAUGCUGACUGCAUAAUCAUGUGUGUUCAACAUGCAUUACCUAUUUUUAGCGCCAAUGUUGAAUCUACAAAAUUUCUGAAGUACUACUGUGACCAGAUACUGGGCCAUUGGGAUGACAUUGCCAAAAUAAACGAUGGGAAUCUCAUACAGUAUCAGUUUCUCAAACAACUUGCAGAACUCAGUAUGCACUGUGGUAAAUUGGACACUCCAUCAUGUUAUGUUGUUCAGAUAUUUGACAAACUGAAGAAAUACAUGCCUAUGCCCCCGGAAGAUGGCGACAUUGACAAAAUGCCCAACCUCGACUUCACUUCGGUAGAAUGCCUUCUGUACUCCUUCCACAGAUUGGCGAGGCAAUGUCCGGAUUUCCUGACCGCCGAUCCGGCAGUGCUGAAGGAUUUCCGGUCUCGCUUGACCUUCUUCUCGCGAGGCGUGGGAGGAUGCAAGAAAUCGCUGGAAAAGGUCCAGAUAAAGAGCAAAGACGACGAAAAGAUCAGAAUAGCGCCGGCCGUGUUGGAUAACAUCACCGCACUCAUCAAGGAUUUGUUCUAUACGACGCCAGUGUACAAGUGCAAUGUACAGUUGUCGUUCAAGUCUUUGGAUAGAAAAAAUAAGCUAACGACGGAGAGUACAUCAACUGCUACAAAGCGACAUGUUCCCAUACAGUUUGAUUCAAGUAAUGGAUCUUCAAACAAACAGAUACGAACUGGUGGUAAAGGCACCGAAAAUAAAUUGUAUACACCACCAAGUGGAAAAUUCAGCAGUAAUUUUCAGAAUUACGAUCGUGGCAGGGGUAGAGGAAGGGGAUGGCGAGGAACAAGAGGCAGAGGUAUGGGUAGAGGUAACUGGCGCAACUGAUAUUAAUUUUUCAUUGUUUUCUGUGUUCAACAAACUUGUUAUUUGA